Molecule: messenger RNA, 1299 nt
Organism: Phacochoerus africanus (Common warthog)
Lineage: Eukaryota; Metazoa; Chordata; Mammalia; Artiodactyla; Suidae
Gene: TMEM178B
Product: transmembrane protein 178B
Exons: 4
Coding region: 367-1251 (294 amino acids)
Cellular component (GO): membrane
Source: RefSeq, a predicted model, not a curated record
CGGCGCCAGAAGCCGGGCUGCGUGCCGACGCGGCGGGUUCGGAGCGGCAGCUUCCUGCCGGGCAGGGAAGGGGCGGGAGGCGGCCGUGCCUGGCUCUCCACCGCCUGAGGCAGCACCUGCUCCGGAGAAUGCCCAGGGGCUCGCUGGAGCCUCUCCGAAUCAGAACUUUUUAGGCUGCCCGCCCCCAUCCCCGCAGUCCCCGGGCUGCGCACCAGGAGGCGGGGGCCGAGGGGGCGCCGCCGCGCGAGUCCCCCUUCUGCCCCCCUCCCCUCCUUGGCUCGGCCGCCCGCCGCUUUGUUCCGGGCGCGCAGAAGGAAGGCGAAGCUGCGGCGGAUCAUGCCCAUGGUGUAGCCGCGAAGCGGAGGCAUGGCUGCCGGAAGGUUACUGCUCUACACCGGUCUCUCGCUUGCGCUCUGCGCCCUCGGCAUGCUGGCCGUGGCCAUCUGCUCAGACCACUGGUACGAGACGGACGCCAGGAAGCACAGGGACAGGUGCAAGGCCUUCAACACCCGCCGGGUAGACCCUGGCUUCAUUUACAACAACAACAACAACUUGCCGCUCCGGGCCAGCCGGUCGCGCCUGGACCGCUGGGAGGGCAAACUCCUCCGAGCCCGGAAUCGCCGGCAGCUCUUCGCCAUGAGCCCAGCUGACGAGUGCAGCCGACAGUACAACUCCACCAACAUGGGCCUCUGGAGGAAGUGCCACCGGCACGGCUUCGACCCCGAGAUCGCGGCCCUUAUUCGGAAAGGAGAGAUCGAGCGAUGCACCUACAUCAAGUAUCACUACUCCUCAGCCACCAUCCCCAGGAACCUCACCUACAACAUCACCAAGACCAUCCGCCAGGACGAGUGGCACGCUCUGCACCUGCGCAGGAUGACGGCUGGCUUCAUGGGCAUGGCAGUGGCCAUCAUCCUCUUCGGCUGGAUCAUCGGUGUGCUGGGCUGCUGCUGGGACCGAGGCCUUAUGCAGUACGUGGCAGGGCUUCUCUUUCUCAUGGGAGGAACCUUCUGCAUCAUUUCACUGUGCACCUGUGUGGCCGGGAUCAACUUUGAGCUGUCACGCUACCCACGCUACCUGUAUGGACUCCCUGACGACAUCAGCCAUGGCUACGGAUGGUCCAUGUUCUGUGCGUGGGGGGGCCUGGGCCUCACGCUAAUCUCGGGGUUCUUCUGUACCUUGGCCCCUUCUGUCCAACCUGUCCCGAGGACCAACUGCCCCAAAUCCAGACCCGAGAAUGGGACAGUGUGCUAAAAAACAAACCCAAACACACACACACACACACACACACGCACACACACA